UUUCCCUUCCAUUCAAUUGCGACCGUUCAAGUUAUUAAACUUGGUUUCCUCCGUCGCCACGGCGUUCGUCUUCUCUCUCUUCUUCCCCCAUUUUGGCCAGGGAUCGAGACCCGCUGAACCCUAAGGAUCAUCGGCGCCGGAUCUCUCCUCCCAUGGCUUCCUUGUUUCGAGCUUCGCUUGACUUCGCGGCCUUUGAUCCUUCCUCUAUUGAGGCUUCCUCUCGGUUCUCCGGGAAACCUUCGGGAGCAAUAAAGAUCGGCAGUUCGCCCCUUAAUUUGGGUAGAUUAAGCAAUGCACGCCUGAGAAUUCUGGGUUGCGUCGAUUCAUGGUAAUUGCAUGUGCAGACUCGAGGGUCUGCCCUUCGAACAUUUUGGGUUUUCAACCUGGGGAAUCGUUUACAGUAAGGAAUAUAGCAAAUUUAGUUCCACCAUUUCAGCAUGGGGCUUCAGAAACUAGUGCAGCACUUGAGUUUGCUGUAAACACUCUAGAGGUUGCAAACAUAUUAGUUGUUGGCCAUAGUCGUUGUGGAGGAAUUCAGGCUCUUAUGAGUAUGAAAAAUGAUCCUGGUUCUAGAAGCUUUAUCAAAGAUUGGGUUUCCAUUGGAAAGAGUGCAAGGCUAAGCACAGAGGCUGCUGCUGGCAACCUGAGCUUUGAAAUGCAGUGUAGACAUUGUGAGAAGGAAUCAAUCAAUGGCUCACUGCUGAACUUGCUAACAUACCCAUGGAUUGAGAAAAGAGUCAGCGAAGCGACAUUAUCUCUUCAUGGAGGCUACUAUGACUUCAUCAACUGCACCUUUGAGAAAUGGACUCUUGUAUACAGAGAAAGAUUGGAGGGAGGCAGCAAGUAUGCCAUUAAAAAUCGCUCCUUGUGGUCCUGAAAAAUAUUUUACAAGCCAGAAUGAAGCUUAUGCAUAUGAUCUGCUCCUCCAUGUUGUACCUCAAGAUAAUUCUUCUACCUUCUUUGGGUGCCUUCUUCUUUAACCCAUUUCAGCAGCACGAAAAUGUUUGGGCCGGUACCAAUAGAUCAAUUAUGAUAUGUUUAUGUGGGAUAGACAAACAUUUGUUUCUUUGGAUAUGUGGGGUGACUAAGCUAUAAGUUGAAGAUCCAUGCUUGAUAUUCAACUGUAUUGUCUCUUUUUCUCAUGUGUUUUCCUGUAUUAUAUGAUGAUAAUAUUUGUAAUUAAAACUUUUGAGUCAGAUUAUGUUAUCUGAAAUAUGCUAAAAGAAUUGUACUUUGAUUA
This is a messenger RNA of Musa acuminata subsp. malaccensis (wild Malaysian banana), 1240 nucleotides long. The record is from RefSeq and is a predicted model, not a curated record. NCBI's taxonomy places the organism in Eukaryota, Viridiplantae, Streptophyta, Magnoliopsida, Zingiberales, Musaceae.